Messenger RNA from Eimeria mitis, 687 nucleotides. RefSeq names its product 28 kDa SC35-like splicing factor, related. Gene Ontology annotation, molecular function: RNA binding. Lineage: Eukaryota; Apicomplexa; Conoidasida; Eucoccidiorida; Eimeriidae. The transcript is spliced from 5 exons. Bases 1 to 687 code for a protein of 228 amino acids. The record is from RefSeq and is a predicted model, not a curated record.
AUGGCAAACCGCGGCUGUUCUCUUCUUGUGCGCAACUUGCGCUAUGAAACGACAGCUGAUAAGGUGCGAGAAGUGUUUGAAAAAGUUGGGCGCGUCAAGGAUGUCUAUCUGCCCAUUGAUCACACCACAAAGGAACCUCGGGGCUUUGGUUUCGUCGAGUACUACGAGGAGAAGGAUGCUCAGGAUGCUGUACAUGAAUUCGAUAGAUUUAUACUUGAUGGCAACGAGCUCUCCGUAAUCAUUGCGCAGGACAGACGGAAAUCUCCCCAUACCAUGCGGAGAAUCCUCGCGGAGCGUCAGAAUGGCCCUUAUCAGGGGCGUGGGAUGCCACCGCGUCAGGGGGGUUAUGGUGGAUACCGCUAUGAUGCCCGUGGUGGUCGCUACGAUAGGGGCUACGAUGGAGGAGGAUAUGGUGGCAAUUACAGGGGGAACGGGGAGGCGUACGGCCGCCGAGGCCGCGACGGGUACGACGGUGGCUACGAUGACUAUCGACGAGACGGCUAUAGAGGCGGCGUAGAAGACGACAGGCGCCGUGGGGGCCGCAGCAGAAGCAGAUCGAGGCAACGCGAUGGCUAUCGAGGAGAUCGCUACCGCUACCCACCUGGGGAUGGAGGACGUCGCGGGCGCUAUCACGAUAGAGACAGAGAAGACGACUACGAUACAAGGCAUCGUUCAGAAUCUCGUUAG